UCUUGUUGGCUUUUAUGUAUUUAGUGUGGGGUGAGCCUGAACACAUAAUUAGAGUGGAAACCUUGAGUCUCUGGGAAGAAGGUGGUGUCCUGUGCUCCAGUGCAGACGUUCCUGUCCUGGACGAUGACACUCUGACUCAGUGGAAAAGAGUUUGUUGUUAAGCAUAACAGGAAGAUGUCCAGCAGUGCUGUGUGCUGGGAGGACACCUGCAGAGCUGCCGCAGGGGUGGAAGUGAGCCACAGGCUGUAUGGAUAGUGCUGAGAAAGCUGCACGACUGCACAAAGCUGACGCCAAACUAGGGCGCUAUUUUUGGUUUCCCUUCUGCUUUUCUGACACCUGUAGGUAAGCGUGAAGUGCACAACAGUCUUCUGCAGCACCUUACAGAGAGAAGGAACCACCACAGGGGAUGGAAUCGCAGAGAAGAAUUCUUACUUAGCAAUCAGCAUUAAUCAUGACCCAGGAACAUGAACUGUAAGUGCACUGGAGUUGCCAAGACAGGACCUGAUUGUGUGCCAGAGCUUGAGUGAAGGACGGACCAUCCUGUCAGGAGUCCUUGGGAGCAGCAGAGCUUUUCUGAGUCACUACUUUGAGUUUUUCUGCAUCUAAAAGGAGUAACAAUAUCAGAUCUAAGAAGGAAAUUUCAUUUUGCAGAGGUGUACCAAUCUGAUGCUUUCUGUCAUCUUUACCAGUUGAAUCUUCACAAGCGAUUCCUUUCCAAACUCACUUCAGGAACUGUUUCUUGGUCCUUGUACUGCAGAGAAAUAACUGCACUUUACAAGAGCUUAUCACCUAUUGAAAAGUAUGACUGAAUUCCUGGUCUGUUUUAAUUGGUGCAAUGGUGAACAGCCCCAGCCGAAGAGGCGUCAGAGGCUGGACCGGAACAUGAUAGGAGAACCAAUGAACUUUGUACACACUGCACACGUUGGGGCAAGAGAAAUGAGUGGCGACUAUUCAUCAGCUGUAUCAAUUCAGGACCACAUGAAAUCUAAAGGUGGUUAUGCAAAUGGAACUCCUGCAGCUGUUGAGAUAUAGGCAUCGGAGAAGGCUGAAAUCUGCGCUGUCUUACAAGGACCCCCUGGACUGUGCUUUCAUUUGCUCUGUAACCUCUUUAUCAUGUAUAGUAGAGAGAGCACCUGAAGUAUAAAUAGGUCAGUGCAAGCUUUGGUGUUUUUAGCACAAUAGAUACCGAAGGAGUUAUUGCAGAUUGUUCUUAAAGUGGUCUCCUAUGGUAGUGUUGUGGUAGCAACUGUAAUUUGUUCUGUGGAUGAUUUCCUAGCUGUGUCCCAAAAACCUCAGAAAGUUGUCUUGCAGGAUGGGAUUGGAAGUCAGUAGGAAUCAUCUGGGGAUUUGGUCUCUGUCAUUUUCUCCCCUCAAGAAAUGCAGAGAUUGAUUUAAUUGGAAUAUACUGAAUUACUAAGCAGGAUCUUGUAGCCUGUAAUAUAACUCUGGACCUGUUUUUUUACAUGGCUUUACAACAUAAUGCAUAAAUCUACUGAGCUGUACUUUGGUAUAUUUUUAAUGUCUUUUGAUGGUGAGUGAACUCUAACAUAAUACAGUUAGCUGAGUUUGCAAAGCCCAGAAGAACUUCUGCCUUGCUGUGAUAACACCUUUGUAGCUAAAAAUGGAGGCUUCGCAAACAUACCCACCCAGGAAUGAGGCUUAGAAAACCAAACAGUUCUUCCAAUUACUGAACUGCCUCCCUUCCUUACAUGCACUAGUAUCACUGACAGGUAUUACACAACAGAGUUAAUAAUCUGCACUGGUUAAUUUCAAGGAGGACUACAAUAUGCUCACAACCAUGUGUUAAUUUUGCAUGGCUGCUAUUGAAUGUUAAAGUACCAAGGAUUACUGUCUCUGUUACCUACCAGUAACAGUAACUACACAAGGCAUCAAGGGGUAUCUCACUUGUCUUUCUGGCUCCUUAAUUUUGAGACUGGUAUUGUUUUAUUUUGUGUGUUUUUCAGAUGAACUGAGUUUUUUAUUGCAUAUGGCCUAAAUAAAAAAUGUGGUUGAAGUGGUACAGCCAUGUAAAGGAUGUUGAGUAUUGUGAAAUGGUGUCCUGCAGAGUUCCAGCACUUCAUAAAUAUUUAAAUAGCCAUUGAUAUGUAGCCAUACCCACACUACAGUUUAAUACUUAGUUCUUAUUAAUCUUUCCAUUAAGCAAUAUGACAAAACUGGUGUAGUAUAGCUAGGCUUUUCUUUAAUCGCUGAUAACUGUUCCUCAGCUCGAAGUUGUGAAUGACUACCAGUGCAGAAAUUUAGGAAAUCUGCUUGCUCUCUCAGGAUUUAAACUGUUGCCAUAUCAGCCCCAGUUAUGCUGAAGUCAGUGGAACUCUAUUUCUUGCUCUGAGCAUAAGAUCGUUUUUUUUUUAAUGAUCAUUUUUCUGUUUGAAAGACUUCUAGCUGGAAAAAUCUUCUGAUUUCUACGAUUCUGUUUGUGGCUUGUGAUGCUUCUUAAAUCAUUGAUAUAGUGCCCCACUGCUGCACACCAAGAGAUAUCACUCUUACAGGUUUUAUACCCGAGCACAGGCUGUCCCUGCCUUCUAGGUGACAUUUAGCAUGACUUAGGAGGACAGUUGAGUAACAUAGGCUGUUACUAUAAACAUAGCAUAUGUUUAGCAUAUACUUAGUUUUGCUCAUUAGCAUAUUGAGAGGUGUCAGAUAUUAAAAGUGCAGUUCAUUAGGCAAAGGUGUGGGCACCCUAGCCCUCAAAAUCUGUUUUGAAAUUGGGUGUUGAUGUUGCUUAGUCAGUUUCAGCUAAAAACAGUUUGUCUUCAGAAGAUCCCUUCUUUCAGCUCUUUGGCAGGCCAGCUUUGUGGGUCCUGAAAUGUGCUAAAUCGACUUGCCUUCCUGUCCCACGCUAAGAUAGGCAGUAAUCCCACACUGCAAAACAAACUGCAAGAUAGUAUUUCCUAAAGACAUGCUCAGUAUGUUUAAGAUUAUUGGUGUAUGCGUAUGUACAGGUAGAGGAGUUGAUGAUCAUGUCAGUUCUUCUUUCUAAAAAUAACAGAUAAUUUUGUUAUUGAGCCUCUCUUUAUAGAAAAAAAAAACAAACAAACUUGUUUUCAUCAUGUAAACCAAUGCUACUGGGGGCAAAGCUAACCUGUUUUCAUCAAAUUAGACAGUAUUAUCUAGGAGCAUAAUCAAGUGCCACAUCAUUAAACGGAAAUGUUUAGCUAUUGCAUGAAGGGUGCCAUGACUUUUAAAAUCUAAACAAACAUUAAAAAGUAUGUCUUAGGGUGUAGGGGUUUUGUUGUUGUUGUCUAGAAACCUUAUCUACCUGUAAUCUGUCAUGUAACUGUCUAAACCUGCCCUGGUUAUAAUAAAUCAGUUGAACUAGG
Pogoniulus pusillus (Red-fronted tinkerbird) is the source of this 3341-nucleotide messenger RNA. RefSeq names its product CDC42 small effector protein 2-B-like. The transcript has 5 exons. Gene Ontology annotation, biological process: regulation of Rho protein signal transduction. The record is from RefSeq and is a predicted model, not a curated record. Gene Ontology annotation, molecular function: small GTPase binding. Bases 802 to 1032 code for a protein of 76 amino acids. Lineage: Eukaryota; Metazoa; Chordata; Aves; Piciformes; Lybiidae. Gene Ontology annotation, cellular component: plasma membrane.